GUCGAAUAGCACCAUGUGAUCAAAAAUAUUAUAUUAUUUUAGUCAUGUUUAUUUUCGCACGUACCUGUAAUCACAAAAUUUUCAAAAUUUUUGCAUUGAGAAAAUCCGGAUGAUAAAAAUUAUAAAAAAUAUUAUGUAAUUGGCAAGGUUAAAUUUUAAGUUGAAAUAUAAUGGAUAGGAGAAGAUACCGAUUUCUGGAUGAAAAUUUCGGAACAAAUGAAAACGACCUGAGACUGUUGUGGGAAGCUGUUCACAAAAGUAGAAUGGAGACUUCUUAUCAAAGCGCCUAUUGUGUGAAAAGUAUCACAACAAACAAGAUAACUCCGAGGUCUUUAAAAGAGAAAAUAAAAGAGAAUACAAAGGAUAAGGAGGAAAAAGUAAAUGAAUAAAGUCGUAAAUUUAAAGAAUAUAUUUAUUUAUUUUUCAUUAAUAGUAUGAAUCUCGAAAAGGCCCCAAGAUAUUUUCGAUUCUAGCACAAAUAAAUUAAUAUGAUAAAG
Nezara viridula (southern green stink bug) is the source of this 497-nucleotide messenger RNA. Lineage: Eukaryota; Metazoa; Arthropoda; Insecta; Hemiptera; Pentatomidae. The record is from the annotation of a GenBank genome assembly.